GGUUGAAGAAACUUAGCUGAAAUUUGUGGAGAUGAGGCCUAUAUUCUGUGGUAAUUUCGAGUAUGAUGCACGCCAGAAUGAUCUUGAGAGACUUUUCAACAAGUAUGGAAAGGUUGAGCGGGUUGAUAUGAAGUCUGGAAUAUCAUGGCAUAUCCAUUCUCUUCCUGGCUGAUGCAUUGCUCUACAUUUCCUUUCAUGCACGCGUUGUUUUCAGAAUUGCUGAUCUGAUUUGCAAUGGCACAACCACCUAACAUUUUCCUGAGACACCAUUGCCAUCCAUUCCCAUUGACCUCCACCUGGUCACCGAUUUCAGACAUGUUUCAAUAUGUGCCGACCUCGUGCUCAAAAGCAGCAGAAUAGGACUGAGCUGGCACCCCCUCUUCAGGGACAUACCAUGAGACACCUACUUUUGGAUUGUUGUUCCCUGACAUCAUUAAUUUCAUCAUACAAGGAUUUGCGUUUGUGUAUAUGGAUGAUGAACGAGAUGCUGAGGAUGCAAUAAGAGGACUGGACCGUGCAGAAUUCGGUAGACAAGGUCGUCGACUUCGCGUUGAGUGGACAAAGCAAGAAAGAGGUAUUAGGAGGCCUGCAGGCUCAAGGAGAUCCUCUGCCAAUUCAAAGCCAACAAAAACCUUGUUUGUUAUUAACUUUGAUCCUAUUCACACUAGAACAAGGGAUUUGGAGAGGCACUUUGAUGCAUAUGGGAAGAUCUUGAAUAUAAGAAUUCGAAGGAAUUUUGCAUUCAUUCAGUUUGAAUCACAGGAUGAUGCCACCAAAGCUUUGGAGGCAACAAACAUGAGCAAGUUGAUGGAUCGAGUUAUUUCGGUGGAAUAUGCUGUUAGAGAUGAUGAUGAAAGAAGAGACGGCCACAGCCCUGACCGAAGGGGUGGUAGAGAUAGAUCACGUGAACGUGGGAGAUCUCCUAGUCCUUACAGGAGGGAUAGAGGCAGUCCUGAUUACGGCCGUGCUCCUAGCCCAGAUAGAAGGCGUGGGUCGAGAGACAGCCCUUACAGAAGAGAGAGAGCCAGUCCAGACUAUGGUCGUGGACCAAAGGAGAGUCCAUACCGCAGAGACAAGGGAAGUCCUGACUAUGGGCGUGGCCGAAGUCCAAGUCCAGUUAGGAGGCGUUCAUCAAGGGAUAGUCCUUAUGCAAGAGAAAAGGUUGUUAGUCCUGGUUAUGAUCGUGGAAGCCUGAGCCCAGUCAAGAAGCGUGAGAGAAAGGAUAGCCCUGCUUGUAGCCCAAGCAUGAGCCCAAGCAAGAAGCGUGGACGAAGGGAUAGUCCAUAUGGAAGAGAGAGAGCGGCUAGCCCUGGGUAUCGUCGUGACCCUAGUCGAAGCCCUGUAAGAAAGGAUGAGACAAAUGGAAGUCCUAAUGGCAAAGCUGAAAGUCCAGCAUAUGAGAGACAUCGCAGUCGGUCACCCGUGGAAGAUCGUGAAAGAUCAUGAUGGAUAGAGAGAAGCAAUGUCUAGAAGAAGAGCGCAAAUGAACUUGUGAGAGUGAGCCGUCUUUAUUAUAGAUUUUUCUGUAAUAUUAGAUUGAUAGUGAAGUACCUUGUGCUCAUUAGUUAACUUUGGUGAUUCAUUAGGCAACUUAAACUGGUUUUUAAUUGAAUUGUUGUUUGGUUGUUAAAUUAUCACAAGGUGAGAGGAAACCAUGAGUGUUUUCUUUUUGUUUUUGAA
Papaver somniferum (opium poppy) is the source of this 1680-nucleotide messenger RNA. RefSeq names its product serine/arginine-rich splicing factor RS31-like. Gene Ontology annotation, molecular function: RNA binding. The coding region runs from base 469 to 1446 and encodes 325 amino acids. The transcript has 6 exons. NCBI's taxonomy places the organism in Eukaryota, Viridiplantae, Streptophyta, Magnoliopsida, Ranunculales, Papaveraceae. Gene Ontology annotation, biological process: mRNA splicing, via spliceosome. Gene Ontology annotation, cellular component: nuclear speck. The record is from RefSeq and is a predicted model, not a curated record.